UCAUUUCAACCAGACAUUUGGACAUUCAAGCCUUCGAAUCUCCAGCUAAUGUUGGCUACAUGCGAAGACAAGUCAAAUUUCAGUUAUCAAGUAUCUGGGACAAAUCUAAAGUUAAUGUUACUGCAUUCGAAGGCUCCAACAAAUAUGCAUCACACCUACCUUCAUCAACGGAUGUUUCACUCUUUGCUAAAAACAAGCGAAUGAAACUUGCUGAUCCAGAUGAUUCAUUGUCGAACUUACUAAUUGAGAUUUUAAUCAGUGCAGAUUUCUACUGGAUUGUUAUGAAUUCUGAAGCUCAAGUCAGGUUGUCGGAUUCUCUGGCCUUGGUCCCAUCAAGUUUUGUUGAUGUGGAAAUCACAAAUGGAGAAAUUAAGUGGCGUAUAGUUUUUGAUGCAUCUUCGCAUUCUCCAGGUCAUCCAUCUUUGAACGACGCUCUUGAAGUAGGACCAAAUCUUCUUCCUGAUAUCUUAGCCACAUUGUUGAGAAUUCGACUUUCUAAAAUAGCAAUCACUAGUGAUGGGCGACAAGCAUUUCUGCAGCUGAUUCUAGCAGAAGAAGACAGAGAUGCAACACGAUUUAUUUGGUACAAUACUACAUAUACUCCUGAUGGGACAUUCUGCACUGAAGAUAACAUUGUAACUUACCGAUUCACACGUCUUCCAUUUCGACUUGUCUCUAGUCCAUUUUUAUUAGCAGCUUCUCUUCGUGAAUUGGCUACAAAACACAAACAAGCAUAUCCUACAGCAACUAGAUACGUUGAAAAUAACAUUUAUAUGGAUGAUUUUGUAACGGGAACAUCUAUGGAUACUGAAGCUCUGAUUCUUUACCAAGAACUGCAGCAACUUACAUCACUUAUUAGCCUACCAUUAGACAAAUGGACUACAAAUUCUAAGAUUUUGAAAGAUAUGUGGAAACAAGAAAACGUCUCGUUUAAGGAUAUUACGCAGGUCUUGAGUGUUAAAUGGUAUACUAACAGUGAUGUUUUUCAAAUUGAUGUGCAGACAAAAAUUGUUCAAGCAUGUAAAGAACCAGUAACAAAACGCUUACUACUGAAGUUGAUGUCAAAGUUUUACGAUCCUCUAGGCUUGUUUGCUCCAGUUACAGUAGUUGUGAAGAUAUUGUUUCAAGAUACAUGGUUUAGUGGUAUUCAGUGGAAUGAAAUACUACCUCCAUCUGUAGCACAGCAGUGGCACAAGUGGAUAAAUGAAUUACACUAUCUGAAUGAAAUAUGCAUCCCAAGAUGGAUCGGCUUUUCCGAAAAUUCCGACGCUACCAUACAUGUGUUGUGCGACGCUUCGGAACGUGCAUAUGGUGCUCGUCACGCAGAUGAUAUUUCUUCAGAGAUCCAUCUCAUUUGCAGUCGAAAUAAACUAGCCCCAAUCAAAAGGGUAACCCUUCCGAGGCUUGAAUUGUCAGCUGCACUACUAGGAACUCGCCUACUCCAGUAUUUUUGCAAGGAAACGAACAUGAAUUCCUAUGGUGCGAUUCUACUGUAG
Messenger RNA from Parasteatoda tepidariorum (common house spider), 1496 nucleotides. The record is from RefSeq and is a predicted model, not a curated record. Lineage: Eukaryota; Metazoa; Arthropoda; Arachnida; Araneae; Theridiidae.